UCUAUAGUUUUCAAACAAAAAUCAAAAAUUAAUUUCACAUAUCCACCUACCUCUUUUUUUCAUUCAGAAACAGGACACAUCACUCAAUGUAACCAUUACUGAAAAUCCACAUAUUAAACACCCACUUCCACCACACCUGCACCUCUUUAUUCCUUCCAUUUUUUGUUUUUCUUCCAAAAAUUUCACAAAUUUCUUUCACCCUUUUCAAAAAUCUAUCUCUAUCUCUGUAUCUAUAUCUCUAAUGUCUACUAAUCAUCAUCAAACCCACAUCUUCAAAAAAGGUGACAACAUCGAGGUUCACAAAACCCCAACUUCCGGCGACUCUCCGGCAUGGUUUCCGGCGACUAUCAUCAACACCCCAUCUCCAUCAACAGCCACAUUACACGUUAAAUACACCACAUUGUCUAAAGAAAAAGAAAGUAUCAAUGGUAAACGAAAAAGAAAGAAACUUAAAGAAUAUGUUGAUGUUUCUGACAUGAGGCCGGCGCCGUCGCGGGAAACCCGGCGGCGGUUUGUUGGUGGUGAGACGGUGGAAGUGUAUUAUGAAAAAGGGUGGCGAAAAGGAAAAGUUUUAGAUGCGUUUCUUGAUUUUAGUGAUGAUGGUUUGAGGUAUAAAGUGUUGGUCGGUGGUUUGGAAAUUGUUGUUGAGGAUUUUAAGGUUAGGGUUUUUGAGGAUUGGAAACUAGAUUCUUGUCAUGACCAACAACAAAAGGAGGAAAAGUCACCUCGUCUAGUUUUGCAAUCCAGAAAUGGAACAAAGUUGAGGAUUAUAUGUAGUUCAAGAACCCCAAAAACAACCCCCUUCGAAAAAGGUACAUGUGUGGAGGUCCGAAGCCAUGAAGAAGGUUACCAUGGUUCGUGGUAUACCGCAAAAGUGGUUGGCCCAGUAGAUGAGGAAGACAAACUUAUGGUGCAGUACGAUACACUAACAACAGAUGACCAGACGAAACCACUUGUGGAAAUGGCAUUUAUUUUAAACAUUAGGCCCCUUCCACCUAUAAUCAACCGAAUUGAUCGUUUUAAGCUGCAUGAAGAAGUAGAUGUAUGGUAUAAUGAUGGAUGGUGGUCAGGUCUCAUUUGCAAAGUUAUACCCGGUUUGAGUUAUUUAGUCUACUUCUGGACAACGACUGAGGAAUUGGUAUUUGAGCAUUCUAACAUAAGACCUCAUCAAGAAUUGCUAGAUGGAAAGUGGGUCGCUUCAUUCUUGAGGCCAAAAGUAGCUUUAAAUCCUAGACCUGAAAAAGUGAAGUUACAGAUGGGUCAGAGAACAUUGAUGGUGGGUCUUCAAGGUGGAGUAAAGGUAGAGAUAGCCCAUGGUGAAAAAGGGUUUUUGACUACUUGGUAUCCUGCUGUAAUUGUUAAGCCUGUUCGUAAUGGAAACUACAUUGUGGAAUAUCGAACACUAACAACAAAAAAUGGACGCGAGUGUGAUAAAGAAGAGGUGGAUGUGUUCUGUAUAAGACCUUGUCCGCCUAUAGUUCAACGACCCCAGCAGUUUCAAGUGCAUGAUAAAGUUGAAGCUUGGGAUCUCAAGAGUUGGCAAAUCGGGCAUAUCUCUAGAACAAUGAAGGACUUUAAGUAUGAGGUUUCUUUCGAGGUAACAAAUACUGUUGCUGAAUUCCGGCAUUCAGAUUUAAGGCCACAUCAAACUUUUAUCAAUGGUGAAUGGCUCCUUGCCUCCAAGGAUGCCUUGAAGACAUAGUUAUAUUCGCAAUAUACGGAAGAUGGAUGCUCUCCCACUUUGGAUAUUAUGUACAUAUAUUGCUCGCAUAGCUGCCAUAGCAUAGGUAAGAUAUUAUGAGUUGUCUUUUAAUCUCAAACCAUUCAAAUCAAUCACCAUCGAAAUUCAAAGUCAGCUUUAAUGUUUAA
Molecule: messenger RNA, 1869 nt
Organism: Erigeron canadensis
Lineage: Eukaryota; Viridiplantae; Streptophyta; Magnoliopsida; Asterales; Asteraceae
Product: protein AGENET DOMAIN (AGD)-CONTAINING P1-like
Exons: 4
Coding region: 242-1702 (486 amino acids)
Source: RefSeq, a predicted model, not a curated record